AUGUCUCAUAAAUUUUAUAGCAUAAGUACAAAAGUGUCUAGUUAAGAUAAUGUGAAAAUAAUUAGAAUAUAAUCUAAUAAAAAUCAAAAAUCUCAUAAUAAUCUCAUCAAUCCAAGUAAGAUUGACCCUGAAACUUUGAGUCACCAGAACAUUCAAAUGAAAUCUUAAAUCAACUCGUUGUCAGAAGAAGUCUAGGCUUGGAAAUUAAAAUAUCAAUAACUCUAAAGAGACUCUGCCCAGAAUCUCAUGUUCGAUAAUAGUAAAACAUUUUUAAUAUCCCUGAAAUAAUAACUCAAAAAAUUGGAAUCAGAUUUUGGUGACAAGAUUAAAUAGAUAGAAGAAUAUAAGAAGAUGAUCAAUGUUACUAAAUAUUAAGAAUUGCAAGUUGAAUUAUUUAAUUACUAAUAAUAAGCCCUAUUACAGUAAUAGGAGAUAAAUGAUUUGAAGGAACAAUUAAAAGAGCAUUAGAAUCUCCAAAUAGAGGGUCUGUAUUAGAAACAAGAAAAGACAAUUUAGAAAAUAUCCAAAAGAAAUCACGAUCUUAAAUUAGAAAAUAUAAAUCUGAAAACUGAGAGACAUUUUUUAACUGGAUAAAUUGAAUCCUUAAAAACUUAAUUGAUAAUUAAAGACAAAGAAAUUAGAAGAUUAAUCUCUUUUUAAAAGAAAUUAGAGGAGAAUCAAUAACAUUAGAAUACAGUAACCAAAACAAGAUAAUAGAUCUUUAGAGAAUCUCUCGAAAAUGCUCAAUUACAAGAACAAUUAAACCAAUUAGAAUUUCGGUAUUCUUCUGACAUCAAAGAUAAAGAUCAAGAAAUCAGUGAUUUAAAACUUUAGUUGUUUGAAUAAGGAGAAUUAAGAAAAUAAUUGGAGAAAUUCCAACAAACUUCUUAAGAAUAAAAAAUUAAUUUGCUUGAAAUUCAGAAAGUAGAAUCUAGAUAAAAUUCAACUAGAAAAUUAAAAAUAUCACUUAAUAAUUCAGGGAUAUCAUAACAAUAAUAAAAUUAUUCAGUGCUAAGAUAAUCUAGUUAAUAAUAUAAAUAGAGUGUACAAAUGGAUUUAUCUAAAAUAUAAAAUACAGAAUUUACUAAAUAUUAUAAUGAGAUGGAUGAGAGUGAAAAAUAAUUAUCAUAAGUCAAUAAGUAAUAGAAAAAGGUUAUUCGAGUGAAUUUAUAUGAUGUGACUCAUUUCGGCUUAGAAAUCAAAUUUAAGUUAUUAAGUAAGGAGUUCUCAUUGCAAGACAUAGAAAUGUUAUUUGAAAAGUAUGAUUAAUAGAUUAAGAUUCAUGAGUUAUUAGAUUUGCUGCUCUAAGACCCAUUUAAAAUUCAGAGUUAUGAUUAAAGAAAACUCAUUGCGAGGUAUUUAGUAGAAGAUAACAACGAGGAUUAUGUUGUGUAUGACGCAUUAAAAGGUAAUGACACUUAAAUAGUCUUGAGUGUCUUCAAACAAUUAAUUGGGAAAUAUGAAUUGUUUACAAAGAGGGAAAUUAAUUCAAUAGAAAAUGAAUUGAAAGUACUUUUUGAGAGAUCCCACUUUUAAUUCAAUGAUUAAAUCUAAUAAUUAAUUGUAAAGAAGAAACACUUGAGACCUGGUUAAUGUGAAAAAGCAGAUUUUGAAUAAGCUAUCAAAUUUUCGGAAUUAAAUUUAAGUCCUAGAUAAUUGGAAUAUAUUUAUUUCCUUAAUUAUACAUUUUUCCAGGAUUUAUAGAUAAUUUAUUAUCAAAAUGUGAUGACUUAUUUUAAUAAAUCUAAAUGAAUUCAAUUCUAUAAACUAUCAAA
Molecule: messenger RNA, 1775 nt
Organism: Paramecium tetraurelia
Lineage: Eukaryota; Ciliophora; Oligohymenophorea; Peniculida; Parameciidae
Exons: 3
Source: RefSeq, a predicted model, not a curated record